GCUGAUAGCUACUAAAAGGCAGACGAGCGCCGUCCAAUUUAAGUUCAAGUUGCACCACCCACGCACCACCCACGUGAGUCGGAACAAAAAACAAAGGAGAUAGCGACACCAUCAGAGCCCGCCGCCCAAUCUUCUCUCCUGCCCCAUCCCCUACCGAGCUCUCCGCCGACCACGUAAGCUCUCACUCCCUCUCUCCCCUCCCUACAGAUAAAUUUCCCCCCUUUUUCAUCUCCUUCUGCUACUUCCCUGGCCCUUUGCUUCUUCGGUCGCAUUGCGAUGACCUUUUCGCUUGCUGGCGGUCGGCUGCCCAUCGUCCAGUCUCCUCCGGGGAUCGCCUUUCGCGAGCGACGGAGCGCGGGGAAUUUCUACCUUUGGAAGAAGGAGCUAUUUUCGGGGAAAACCCGGACGUUAAAAUUUGAGAACGCUUCUUGUGAUGCUGAUUCCGCAUCAACUACUACUGCUGCAUCUCGCAAAGUGCUGGUACCGGAUACACAAAGUGAUCCUUCGCCCUUGUCUAGGGACAUAGACAAUCAAGAAGUUGCUUCAGACACUCAGGUAUCAGAAGAAGAAGAAAAGAAAGAUGGUAACACUGAUGAUUUAAUGGCAUCAAUGUCUUCAGAGUCAAUUAAUGAAAUGCAGUCUGGCGGUAACCCUGUUGACAAAAGCAGUCAGAGUUUUGAAGAGCCAAACAAAUAUAUUCCUCCUGGUAGUGGACAAAGGAUUUAUGAAAUCGAUCCUUAUUUGCAAGGCCAUCGGGAACAUCUUGAUUACAGAUAUAAUCAGUACAAGAACAUCCAUGCACUGAUUGAUAAGCAUGAAGGUGGCUUGGAUGCAUUUUCUCGUGGUUACGAAAAAUUUGGCUUUAAUCGAAGUGAAAGUGGUAUUACUUACAGAGAAUGGGCUCCGGGAGCAAAGUCAGCUUCAUUGAUUGGAGAUUUUAACAACUGGAAUCCCAAUGCUCAUGUCAUGAACAAGAACGAGUUUGGUGUGUGGGAGAUAAUUCUGCCAAAUAAUCCGGAUGGCUCAUCAGUUAUUUCCCAUGGCUCGCGAGUGAAGAUUCGCAUGGAGACACCAUCAGGAAUCAAGGAUUCCAUUCCAGCAUGGAUUAAGUUCUCGGUGCAAGCUCCAGGCGAAAUUCCGUACAAUGGGAUAUAUUAUGACCCUCCUGAAGCGGAAAGGUAUAUAUUCCGACAUCUUCAGCCAAAACGUCCCAGCUCAUUAAGAAUUUACGAAUCACAUGUUGGCAUGAGCAGUACUGAGCCAAAGAUCAACACAUAUGCUAGCUUCAGAGAUGAUGUUCUGCCUAGAGUUAAGAGACUUGGAUAUAAUGCUGUUCAAAUAAUGGCUAUUCAGGAACAUUCAUAUUAUGCAAGUUUUGGGUAUCAUGUAACCAAUUUUUUUGCGCCUAGUAGUCGCUUUGGAACUCCUGAUGAUCUCAAAUCGCUUAUAGAUAGAGCUCAUGAGCUUGGUCUUCUUGUUCUCAUGGAUAUUGUGCACAGUCAUGCCUCAAAUAACACGUUGGACGGGUUAAACCACUUUGACGGGACCGACACUCACUAUUUUCACCCCGGCUCACGUGGUUAUCAUUGGAUGUGGGAUUCUCGUCUUUUCAACUACGGAAAUUGGGAGGUGCUAAGGUUUCUACUCUCAAAUGCAAGGUGGUGGUUGGAGGAGUACAAAUUUGAUGGCUUCAGAUUUGAUGGUGUGACAUCAAUGAUGUAUACUCAUCGUGGUUUGCAGGUGAGUUUUACUGGAAACUACGAUGAGUAUUUUGGUUUGGCAACAGAUACCGAUGCGGUAGUUUAUUUGAUGCUAGUUAAUGAUCUUAUUCAUAGACUAUACCCGGAGGCUGUCACCAUUGGCGAAGAUGUCAGUGGAAUGCCAACAUUCUGCAUCCCUAUUGAAGAUGGUGGCAUUGGUUUUGAUUACCGCCUUCAUAUGGCGAUUCCUGAUAAAUGGAUCGAAAUUCUUAAAUUAAGAGAUGAGGACUGGAAGAUGGGAGAUAUUGUUUAUACGCUGACAAAUAGGAGAUGGUUAGAGAAAUGUAUUGCGUAUGCUGAAAGCCAUGAUCAAGCUCUUGUUGGUGACAAAACAAUUGCAUUCUGGUUGAUGGAUAAGGAUAUGUACACCUUUAUGGCUCUGGAUAGACCAUCUACGCCUUGUAUAGAUCGGGGAAUAGCUUUACAUAAAAUGAUAAGGCUAAUAACUAUGGGAUUAGGUGGAGAAGGAUAUCUUAAUUUUAUGGGGAAUGAGUUUGGUCAUCCUGAAUGGAUAGACUUUCCAAGAGGUGACCAACAUCUACCAAAUGGGAAGAUGAUACCUGGGAAUAACUAUAGCUAUGAUAAAUGUCGGCGCAGAUUUGAUUUGGGAGAUGCUGAUUAUUUAAGAUACCAUGGAAUGCAAGAAUUUGAUCAAUCAAUGCAGCAUCUUGAAGAGAAAUAUAGCUUCAUGAUUUCAGAGCACCAAUAUGUCUCACGGAAAGACGAAGGAGAGAAGGUGGUUGUUUUCGAGCGCGGAGAUUUAGUUUUUGUCUUCAAUUUCCACUGGUCUAAUAGUUAUUUCAGCUAUAGAGUGGGUUGUCUAAAACCUGGAAAGUACAAGGUUGUGCUAGAUUCUGAUGACAAACUUUUUGGCGGUUUCAGCCGAAUCGAUCCUUCUGCAGAUUACUUCAGCAGCCAGGAAGGAACAUAUGACAGCAGGCCACACUCCUUCCUAGUUUAUGUCCCAAGCAGAACUGCUGUUGUAUAUGCACUUUCUUAGAACUGAGUCUCCACCUUUCGUACUUGUUGAGUCGAAUACAAUUAUUUGAUGAUUUUACGAUCUUGAAAAAACACGGAGAAAUUGCAUUUGAAGAUCGAUGAUGUUCGAAGCUGAGCGAUGUCACUGAGAUCCGAUGCGUUCGAGUUUUCUUAUUUACAUUGUUAGAUUAAUGCAGCUUAAGUUGGCUCAUAAGAUAUUAAGUAGAUGGGUUGUUGGGGUUAUGUGAGAAAUAAUAUAUUUACUUGUGUGUCAAUUUCGUGAGUUAGAAACUAAGUACUUCGAUGUCUGUAAUAGUAAUUUUGGAGUGUUGGUUUGUUCUGCUGUAAGGUAUAAUUUGUGAAAUAGUAUUAAUUACCGCACUGUAAGUUCUGAA
This is a messenger RNA of Phalaenopsis equestris, 3133 nucleotides long. Its product is annotated as 1,4-alpha-glucan-branching enzyme 1, chloroplastic/amyloplastic-like. Bases 277 to 2760 code for a protein of 827 amino acids. The transcript has 22 exons. Gene Ontology annotation, cellular component: cytoplasm. The record is from RefSeq and is a predicted model, not a curated record. NCBI's taxonomy places the organism in Eukaryota, Viridiplantae, Streptophyta, Magnoliopsida, Asparagales, Orchidaceae. Gene Ontology annotation, biological process: starch metabolic process; glycogen biosynthetic process. Gene Ontology annotation, molecular function: hydrolase activity, hydrolyzing O-glycosyl compounds; cation binding; 1,4-alpha-glucan branching enzyme activity.